This is a messenger RNA of Schizosaccharomyces octosporus yFS286, 1059 nucleotides long. Its product is annotated as RNA binding protein. The coding region runs from base 139 to 879 and encodes 246 amino acids. The transcript has a single exon. Gene Ontology annotation, biological process: poly(A)+ mRNA export from nucleus. Lineage: Eukaryota; Fungi; Ascomycota; Schizosaccharomycetes; Schizosaccharomycetales; Schizosaccharomycetaceae. The record is from RefSeq and is a predicted model, not a curated record. Gene Ontology annotation, cellular component: nucleus.
GCCAUCCAUAUAUGAUGUCGUAAAACUUCAGUAUAUUCCAGCAGCAAUCCUCAUAUUGCAGGCUCGUCUACGCUCACCUACACCUUUGACGCUUUUGUUAACAAACAAAAAAACGUCGAGAAACGUAAAAUUCUAGAUAUGACUGAAUUGAAAAACUUAAAAGUAGCCGAUUUACGUGAAAAAUUAGCUGAAAAAGGACUGUCCACCAACGGAAAUAAGAAUGAGUUAGUAGCUAGACUGACUAGCUCAGAGGAAGGAAAGCCUGAAGCAUCAAAGGAGGAUGAUACUAAAAAUAACGACGCUGAUUUGGGAGAUUUAGCUCCUCCCGAAGAUGACAUUGAUUGGGGAGAUAUGGAUAAUGAUACUGCAGCAGUUGAAGAACCUUCCAAACCGUCUGAAGAGGAAGCCCCCAAGACUGAAGGAGAUAAAGCAAAUGAAGAACCAGCUGAGGAUCAACAAAAGGAAAAAUCAGCAGCCAGGGAGACGGAGUCGAACGAAAAGCCAGAUACGAAUACUGAAGAGUCGACAACUGAAAAUACGAAAGACUCACCAAACCCAGAUAUAUUGGCAGCUGAGCAGAACAAACUUAUAGAACGUGCUAAACGAUUUGGGUUGCCAAUGGAUGAUGAUAAUAUCAAAAAGGCUGCUCGUGCUGCUCGUUUUGGUGUACAAACUACACCUGUUGCUAAACAGGUGAACGGGGAAUUACCUCGUUCCCGUAAGGGCCGUUUGGAUAAGCGAGGGAGACAAAAGUUUCGCCAACAGCAACAAGACCAGACGGCUGGACAAAAACGCAAAAGUUCGAUAUUGGAAGAUCCAGUUGAAGCAGAAAAAGCCAGGAAGCGUGCUGAACGUUUUGGUAAUGCUUCCAAAAAAUAAAUAUUUAUGAAUUACUGAUAUCAGCUUUUGCUGAAUCAAUUUGUAUGGAUUCCCUUUGAUAAUCAAUUAGUCACUUUUUCACGUUGCCCUCUUUUUUCUUAAUAGUGGUUUAUAUAUCUCACAUCUUUUUACUUAGGAUUCUUAUGAAAGUGCCUUGAUGAUUUCAUUCUAUCUAACAGC